This is a messenger RNA of Peronospora matthiolae, 297 nucleotides long. NCBI's taxonomy places the organism in Eukaryota, Oomycota, Peronosporomycetes, Peronosporales, Peronosporaceae. The record is from the annotation of a GenBank genome assembly.
AUGCGGUGCGCGAGCAAUGCCGCCGAGAGCGCGUCCGCACGUCUCUGUGCGGACGCCGAAGCAGAAACUACAGCAUCUGAUGUCUCAUCGGUUGCUGAAGCGACCCAGCCUGUGUCACGUGGUGAUGCAGGCGCUGGUCAUGAAGACACCAAUGUCUUCACAGAGUACGAGCUCGGUGUCUCAUACUCUCCUGAUACGGAUGACGGAUCCGUAUCGACGGCGAUUGAAUCUAAGCCGCCUGCCAAGCGUGGCAUGGACGAUGCUUUGCGUCGAAGCAUCUUUGGUUCAUCUGAUUGA